Debaryomyces fabryi is the source of this 1683-nucleotide messenger RNA. It is a transcript of the gene SAL6, whose product is annotated as Sal6p. Bases 1 to 1683 code for a protein of 560 amino acids. Gene Ontology annotation, molecular function: protein serine/threonine phosphatase activity. Gene Ontology annotation, cellular component: nucleus; cytoplasm. Lineage: Eukaryota; Fungi; Ascomycota; Pichiomycetes; Serinales; Debaryomycetaceae. The transcript has a single exon. The record is from RefSeq and is a predicted model, not a curated record.
AUGGGAAAUAGCCCGUCUAAAAAUGAUCCUCUGCCGACUAGUUCAUCUGCUAAUCAAUCAUUAAAUCACUCGACAUCUAGCUCCAACGGGGAGUUAGAAUCAGAUGAAUCCGUACCCCCGCUAUCGGGUCUAUCUAGUAAUAAAUUAAAUGGAAGUUCCAAAGCUUCCGCCAUAAAAAUUGUUAAUAAAAAUGACAACAAAUUCAAUUCCAAUUAUUAUAAUAUUAAUAGCAACACCGUACCGGAUGAUUAUAAGAAAAGCAGUACAUCGAUAUCACCUAGGAAGACUAGCAGGUCAAGUGGGAAUCGUGAUUUGGGUCUAGACUUGGAAAUAGGUGCAUCUAUGGCGAAGUUGUUGAGCAGUAGCUCGCCAACGGUGCCAGGUAGUAACAAGUUGACAUUGCCUUCCCAACAAGAAUAUAGUUCAUCCUUUGAUAGCGAGAGAUCUGAGGUUUCUACGGUAUCUCCUGUAUUCACUACGUUGGGUGAAUACAAGGAUGAAGAUCUGUUACUGUCUUUAGGCUCUUCGGGACCAAAUGAUAAUUUUGGUGUUGGCAAGGGUGACUUAGACUUGGAUACGAUAAUGGAAAUAUCAUUGGAGUCAACCCCCGAGCCCCGGAAAAUCCCCGAGAAGAGUAUCGAUGUGCCUAAAAAGCAUUUAGAUAAACAGAUUAGCCUGACUAGCUCUAAUUCUCCGUCCUCAUCUCCUCAAGAAAAUCCAAGCGUCAAGAAAUCCCAAGUCAAUGUUGACGAGAUUAUCGACAGAUUAUUAGAAAUUGGCUUAAAGAGGCCAAAUAAUUCUUCGGCAAACUCGUCACGUAAGAAUAAGGACAAAUUACCAUUGACUUCUCAGGAAAUUAAGUACGUUUUGAAUAAGUCUCGUUCAAUCUUCUUAGAUCAACCAACGCUUUUAAGAUUAUCGCCACCUGUAAAAAUCGUUGGUGAUAUUCAUGGACAAUUCCAUGACUUGAUUAGAAUUUUUAAUAGCUGUGGUUACCCACCUUAUACUAAUUAUUUAUUCUUAGGUGAUUAUGUUGAUCGUGGAUAUAAAUCUUUAGAAACCAUUUUGCUUCUAUUAUGUUACAAAAUAAAAUACCCUGAAAACUUUUUCAUGUUGAGAGGUAACCACGAGUCUGCAAACAUUACAAAAAUUUAUGGAUUUUAUGAUGAAUGCAAGAGAAGGUUACCAAGUAUUUCAGGUAAUCAUAAGUUAUGGAAAACUUUCGUUGAUGUGUUCAAUGCUUUACCAAUAGCGGCAACUAUUAACGAUAAAAUAUUUUGUAUUCAUGGUGGUCUAUCGCCAGACUUAACCGAUUUGAAGCAAAUUGAAAAUAUCAAAAGGCCAACUGAUAUCCCUGAUAACGGUCUAUUGGCUGAUUUAUUGUGGUCAGACCCGGAUCCUCUGAUUAAGAACUUUUCUCCUACCAAUUGGCCCAAAAAUGAUCGUGGUGUCUCUUACUGUUUUGGUAAAAAACAUGUUGAUUACUUCUGUUUGAAAUUUAAAAUGGACUUGAUUGUUAGAGGACAUAUGGUUGUUGAAGAUGGGUAUGAAUUUUUUGACAAAAGAAAAUUGGUCACAGUUUUCCUGGCUCCUAACUAUUGUGGUGAAUUUGAUAAUUAUGGAGCUAUCAUGAGUGUCGAUAAAUCUUUAUGCUGCUCUUUUGAGUUGAUUAAACCACAAUAA